Tupaia belangeri chinensis (Chinese tree shrew) is the source of this 2143-nucleotide messenger RNA. RefSeq names its product VPS33A core subunit of CORVET and HOPS complexes (gene VPS33A). NCBI's taxonomy places the organism in Eukaryota, Metazoa, Chordata, Mammalia, Scandentia, Tupaiidae. Gene Ontology annotation, biological process: vesicle-mediated transport. The record is from RefSeq and is a predicted model, not a curated record.
GCAAUAGUCUGGGAUGAGUCCCUGACAGGACCGUUCGGCCUGAUCGCACAGUACUCUCUACUGAAGGAGCAUGAAGUGGAGAAAAUGUUCACGCUGAGAGGAAGCCGCUUGCCGGCCGCCGACGUCAAGAACGUCAUUUUCCUUGUCAGACCCAGGCUAGAGCUGAUGGACGUCAUCGCUGAGAACGUGCUCAGUGAAGACAGACGAGGCCCCACGAGGGACUUCCACAUUUUGUUCGUGCCGCGCCGCAGUCUGCUGUGUGAACAGCGGCUGAAGGAUCUGGGCGUGCUGGGAUCCUUUAUUCACAGGGAGGAGUACAGCUUAGAUCUCAUUCCAUUCGAUGGGGAUCUCCUAUCCAUGGAGUCCGAGGGUGCUUUCAAAGAGUGCUACCUGGAGGGCGAUCAGACGAGCCUGUACCACGCGGCCAAGGGGCUGAUGACCCUGCAAGCUCUGUACGGAACGAUCCCCCAGAUCUUCGGGAAAGGAGAAUGCGCUCGGCAAGUGGCCAACAUGAUGAUCCGGAUGAAGAGGGAGUUUACAGGCAGCCAAAAUGCGAUAUUUCCUGUGUUUGAUAACCUCUUGUUGCUUGAUCGAAACGUGGAUUUAUUAACGCCGCUCGCCACCCAGCUGACGUAUGAGGGACUCAUCGAUGAGAUUUACGGCAUCCAGAACAGUUAUGUGAAAUUACCCCCAGAGAAAUUCGCUCCUAAGAAACAGGGUGAAGGCGGGAAGGAUCUCCCCACGGAAGCAAAGAAGCUUCAGCUGAACUCUGCGGAGGAGCUUUAUGCCGAGAUCCGAGACAAGAACUUCAACGCUGUGGGCUCCGUGCUCAGCAAGAAGGCGAAGAUCAUCUCUGCGGCCUUCGAGGAGAGGCACAACGCUAAGACGGUGGGGGAGAUUAAGCAGUUCGUGUCCCAGCUGCCCCACAUGCAGGCAGCACGAGGCUCGCUGGCCAACCACACCUCCAUCGCAGAGCUGAUCAAGGACGUCACCACUUCUGAAGACUUUUUUGAUAAAUUAACAGUGGAACAGGAGUUCAUGUCUGGAAUAGACACUGACAAGGUCAACAAUUACAUCGAGGACUGUAUCGCCCAAAAGCAUCCUCUGAUCAAGGUGUUAAGACUGGUCUGUCUCCAAUCUGUAUGCAACAGUGGACUCAAACAGAAGGUUUUAGAUUAUUACAAAAGAGAAAUUCUCCAGACCUACGGCUACGAGCACAUCUUGACCCUGCACAACCUGGAGAAGGCUGGGCUGCUGAGGGCGCAGGCGGGCGGCAGGAACAACUACCCGACGAUUCGGAAAACGCUGCGCCUCUGGAUGGAUGACGUUAACGAGCAGAACCCCACGGACAUAUCCUACGUGUACAGUGGGUACGCGCCGCUCAGCGUGCGGCUGGCGCAGCUGCUGUCCCGGCCCGGCUGGCGGAGCAUCGAGGAGGUCCUCCGCAUACUCCCGGGGCCCCACUUCGAAGAACGGCAGCCCUUGCCCACAGGACUGCAAAAGAAACGCCAACCAGGAGAAAACCGAGUCACCCUGGUAUUUUUCCUCGGGGGCGUCACCUUUGCUGAAAUCGCUGCCCUGCGAUUCCUCUCCCAGUUGGAGGAUGGAGGGACCGAGUACGUGAUCGCCACCACCAAGCUGAUGAACGGAACCAGCUGGAUGGAGGCGCUCAUGGAGAAGCUGAGCUAGGCGGAGGGGCUGCUGCCAGGCGCCGGCCGCCGGGGGGAGUUGCCGAGGGGAAGUGAAAGCUCGAUAGAAGAAACAGAAACCUGGCAUUUCCUCUGGGACCAGCUUCCGGAAUUAUUCCCGUCUCCUCCUUCCUGCUUCUCUUUUGUGUUCCUGAUUUCUUGAAGGAGAGCAGAGAACCAGCCUGAGCAGGGGAAACUCGGGCUUUGAAUUUUCCAAGCUGAGGAUGUUCAUCAGAGGCCCCUGGAAAUACAGGAAGGACGGGGGGAGGGAUAAGCCCGCAGCCCGCAGAUGGCGCCGCUUCUGCAAAUAAGCAGAGACUGAGGACGGAGACGUGAAAGUCAAGCGGGGAGUGCAGCCCCCGGUACGCAGUGCUGUGUUUCUGGAAGGUGGGCACGUGCUGCCCAGGACAGGGGUUACGUGUUGGGGCCAAACAUGACGUCACUGAGCUGAGCGA